AUGGCUAAACUACUACUGUUAGUAGUAGUGCUUACCAUCGGAAGUAACUUCCAAGUUGAUGCGCAAUUCGGGGGUAUGUUCGGCAUCGGUGAUAUGGUCCGUGACAUAGGCGGAGAAAUUCACCACGUCUGGGAGAGAUUCUUCAAAGAACCCGACGAAAAAUACGUCAAGGACCAGGUAAAGAAGAUCGAACAGAUCAAGAGGAACCUCAAGGCCAACGAACAAUCUCUGAAUCACUCCGAUGAUGUCGCUGAAACUAUUCUGGAACAAUUGGGUGUUGCCGACAACAAACAAAGAGAAUUGGACGAAAAACUUGUUAGAUUAAACGACACUUUCACUCUAGUUGAUUUAAAAAUUGACAUAGUUACGAGCCGCAUUAACGAAAUUUCAACGCUGAUUAGCGACAUUCCAGCUACAGUAGCGGAAAGAGCGAGUCUUUUGUUAAACAGCUUUAUCAACCGGAUAAGAGUACAGACAAAUCUUAUCGAAGCGAAAGAAACUUUCAAGACAUAUGUUCGAACAAUUGAUAUAAACUACAAUAACUUUUUGAUGUACACUAGACCCGGCACUAAUAUAAGAAAAGAAUCUAUGCUCGAGUUUUGCGAUACCCUUUUGUCACCCUAUGCUGAUGAAUUGUCCAAAACUCUCGUUCAAAUUCACAAAUUACUCGCUCCAGGAGAAACAGGGUCAAUUUACGAAGGACUGCUGGAAUUUCUUCGAGACUAUCAAAGUAAACAAACAUUCGAUGAACGAUGUGACUUGGAAAAUUCGUUUCAAGAGCAAUUCAGAGAAUUGUAUCACAUUAUUCUUGUCAGUGAAAUUAGAGCUUUUGCGAUGCAAGCAUUUGCGAUGAACUACCGCCACUUGGUAGGAGAGGAAACUGAAGCCGCGGUGAAGGGUGAAGUUGGUAUGAUGAUCGAGUCCUUGUUGAGGAGGAUGUCCAGCUACCUGGCGGCUAUGAAAGAAACGAUGAACGGCGUAUCCAGGGAACUUUUCCGUUGUGAACCAGAAAAGCAUUUGUUAGGAAAUGGUACAUGGAUUCCCUAA
Messenger RNA from Cotesia congregata, 1047 nucleotides. NCBI's taxonomy places the organism in Eukaryota, Metazoa, Arthropoda, Insecta, Hymenoptera, Braconidae. The record is from the annotation of a GenBank genome assembly.